Messenger RNA from Lolium rigidum, 2880 nucleotides. RefSeq names its product U-box domain-containing protein 44-like. Lineage: Eukaryota; Viridiplantae; Streptophyta; Magnoliopsida; Poales; Poaceae. Bases 103 to 2526 code for a protein of 807 amino acids. Gene Ontology annotation, biological process: protein ubiquitination. The record is from RefSeq and is a predicted model, not a curated record. The transcript is spliced from 4 exons. Gene Ontology annotation, molecular function: ubiquitin-protein transferase activity; protein binding.
CGCCCACCGCCGGAGAACGUCGACGCUCACCGACCUGUGCUGGUGCUGCUCCUCGGUUCUCUUCUUGGCCUGCUGCUACUCCACACGUGUUGUGGUUAAGUGAUGGCAGAAGGUCAGGAUGGCCAUUAUGAUUCGUCCACUGACAGCUUGCGUGUUGAGCCUAUAUAUGAAUCUUUUCUGUGUCCACUCACAAAACAAAUUAUGCGGGAUCCUGUCACUUUAGAGAGCGGUGCUACAUUCGAAUGUCAAGCCAUUUUGAAGUGGUUUAAGGAAUCUGAUAGCAGUGGAAGGAGACUUAUCUGCCCUGUUACUAGAAAGGAGCUCAGUAGUACCGAGUUAAAUCCGAGUAUUGCUCUAAAAAACACUAUUGAUGAAUGGAUGCAUCGAAAUGAGGCAGCCAAACUUGAUGUAGCUCGUAAAUUAUUAACUUCUGAGAGUUCAGAAAGUGAUACUGUGCAAGCACUUGAAUAUGUUGCAGAGAUAUGUCAGAGAAGUAGAUCUAGCAGGCAUGUAGUGAGGAAGCUUGGCUUGAUAAGCUUGGUUUCUGAGUUGUUGAAGAAUAGCAGUACAAAAGUACGACAAAAAGCAUUGGAAAGUCUCCGUUUUGUAGCAAAAGAUGAUAAUGACAACAAGGAUGAGAUUGCUGCCGGGGAUAACAUUCGUACAAUUGUGAAGUUCUUAUCUCAUGGGCAUGUCCAAGAGAAAGAACAAGCUGCAUCUCUGUUAUAUGAACUUUCGGAAUACAAACCUCUUUCAGAAAAAAUCGGGAGUGUUCCUGGAGCCAUCCUCAUACUUGUUGGCUUGUCAAGUAGUAAAGUAGAAAACGUAUUGACAAUUGAUUGGGCUGAGAAAACACUGGUAAAUUUAGAGAGCUGUGAAAAGAAUGUUAGACAAAUGGCUGAAAAUGGUAGACUGCAACCCCUUCUUAGGCUUCUCCUUCAAGGCUCACCUGAUACCCAAUUAUCCAUGGCUGCUUAUCUUGGGGAGCUUGUCUUAAGCAACGAUAUGAAGGCCUUAGUGGCGCAAACCGCAGGCUGUGCACUAGUCAACAUCAUGAAAAUUGGGAACCUGGAGGCCAGAGAAGCAGCUCUGAAGUCAUUAAACCAAAUUUCAUCUUACGAUAUCAGCGCAAAGAUACUAAUUGAAGCAGGUAUUCUUCCACCUCUGAUAACAGACCUCUUUACAGUUGGCAGUAAUCAGCUUCCAAUGAGGUUGAAGGAGGUAUCAGCAACAAUUCUUGCAAAUGUUGUGGCAUCGGGUGCAAAUUUUCAGUCCAUUCCACUAGAUCACAGCCGCCAGACCUUAGUAUCUGAAGAAAUUAUUCACAAUCUGCUUCAUCUCAUCAGUAAUACAGGGCCUGCAAUCGAGUGCAAGUUACUCCAGGUCCUUGUUGGUCUAACUAGCUCUUCUGCUACUGUCCAAGGCAUAGUUGAUGCCAUUAAAAGCUCUGGUGCCACUGUUAGUUUGAUACAGUUUGUUGAAGCACCUCAAAGAGAGGUUCGCAUGGCUUCCAUCAAGCUUUUGAAUAAUAUAUCACCAUGUAUGGGACUAGAAUUGGCUGAUGCUUUUCGUGGAAAUUUUAGUCAACUCAGCAGCUUGAUUAGGGUCAUUGGUGACAACAACGGCAUUUCCGAAGAGCAAGCUCCAGCUGCUGGCCUUGUAGCUGAUCUUCCACUGCAGGAUUCAGUGCUCACUAGACAUCUUGUGCAAGAUGGGGCCUUCACCACAAUCAUAUCAAAAGUGAUGAUGAUUAGACAAGGGGAGAGUCGUGGAGGACGUUUUGUCAAUCCUUUUCUUGAAGGUCUUGUUAGGAUAAUCUCCCGUAUCACAUUUAUCUUGGAAGAUGAUCCAGAUAUCAUUGCUGUUGCUCGCCAAUACAAUCUCACUGCACUAUUUACUGAUCUGCUUCAGAUGAAUGGUCUUGAUACUGUCCAGAUUGUCUCUGCCACUGCAUUAGGGAAUCUCUCUCGCCAAUCAAAGCAUCUAACAAAGGUACUGCCACCUUCCACCCCAGGAUUGUGUUUUUCAAUAUUUCCAUGCAUCAGCCAGAAGUCUGUGUCAACCGGGGAGUGCAGAGUUCAUCAUGGGAUAUGUUCUUCAAGGGAGAGCUUCUGUCUCUUGGAAGGGAAGGUGGUGGAGAAGUUGGUUGCUUGUUUGGAUCACAACAAUGAGAAAGUCGUUGAAGCCUCUCUAACAGCAUUGUCCACAUUAUUGGAGGAUGGAGUGGACAUUGAUCAGGGUGUGAUGGUCUUGUGCGAUGCGGAAGGGGUCAAAUUGAUUCUUGAUGUGUUGUGUGAGAAUCGAACUGAGGCACUGAGGCAGCAAGCGGUCUGGGCCGUGGAGAGGAUCCUCAGGACGCAUGAAAUAGCUUACGAGAUCUCAGGAAACCAAAAUGUUGGGACGGCCUUAGUUGAAGCUUUCAGGCAUGGUGACUUCAAAACAAGACAAAUUGCAGAGCGAGCACUAAAGCAUGUUGAUAAACUGCCCAAUUUCUCGGGGAUAUUUUCGAAGAUGGGGGCACAAUGAUGGUGUUAUGCGAAUGUAAGAACACAGAGUUCAAAGGUUUGUGCAUGCCAAAUCUCAAGCCAAUGAUUUUGUUCCCAGCUCAAGAUUGUCGCGCUGACUAUCGCUCUCCAAAUAGUUCCCAAACCGACCAGAUUGACUGAAUGAGAACUGAAGGUAUUGUUCGUGUGUAUAGUAUGGUGUAUAUAUUCUCCCCUGUAAGCUUGUUGUAUCUGUAUUAUUCAGAUGGGCAGAUCCAUAGGGUGAUAUUCUUCUUGUGUUCGUACAAUAAUUAUACGUAGGUCUCCUCUUGGGUUGAAAUCCCAAAGGAAAUCAGGGAGAUCUUGCAUAAAGGAAAAUUGUACUCCGUACUUUUCA